AGGCUUAUUUUCAGGGCAGAAUUAAAACAGAUGCGUUCUUGGAUAUUUCCUUUAGCGUGUCACGACAAGUCAGCAGGACACUAUCGAAUUCCUGAUGCAGAUUCCCGGCGUACAAGCGAAGCGACGUUGAAACAGUGGACGGCGGUAGUGGACGGAUCCAACAGCACUAACGUUGCAGUUCGUUACCCUGCGUGGAGCUGGCGUAACUGGAAGUCGCUCAUAGACGAACACUUCAAUGCGCUACCUGGUAUACGGAAAUAUCAGUACUUCCGAAUGUCGUCUGCAACCCACGGCGUAGUCAUGGUGAAGACAUCUAGCGACGGUGAAGAAACCUCCUUUUGUUUGCUGAAGAACAAAUUUUUUCGCUUCACGAACACCGAUCGCCAAGUGCCGAUACUUGCCGCUGGAUUAUCUGCAGCACGGCGUGACAACGUGCGCUCUAUAUUGUCAGCUCGGGUCGCAUUGGCUUUCCGUGUUAGACAGCAUGUGGCAUUUGUAUUGUUGCUAAAAUGUUUCGUUUAA
This is a messenger RNA of Dreissena polymorpha, 522 nucleotides long. RefSeq lists its product as uncharacterized. The record is from RefSeq and is a predicted model, not a curated record. The coding region runs from base 31 to 522 and encodes 163 amino acids. The transcript has 3 exons. NCBI's taxonomy places the organism in Eukaryota, Metazoa, Mollusca, Bivalvia, Myida, Dreissenidae.